Molecule: messenger RNA, 2847 nt
Organism: Necator americanus (New World hookworm)
Lineage: Eukaryota; Metazoa; Nematoda; Chromadorea; Rhabditida; Ancylostomatidae
Exons: 14
Coding region: 1-2847 (948 amino acids)
Biological process (GO): regulation of transcription by RNA polymerase II; regulation of mRNA processing
Cellular component (GO): mitochondrion; nucleus
Molecular function (GO): RNA binding; sequence-specific DNA binding; carboxylic ester hydrolase activity
Source: RefSeq, a predicted model, not a curated record
AUGGCCAGUUCGUCGCAACGGUUUCUGCUACUGGAACGCAAUUUCUGUGAUUUAAGACGUCGAUUUUACUCUGGAAAAGCGUUAGAGCUCGCCUCUAUCAGAUACGGUGAUCCUUCAAAAGAUCGAGAACGUCCCCCGUUGAUCAUUUGUCACGGACUUUUUGGACAAAAACAGAACUGGCAUAGCGUUUCAAAGGCUAUGCAACGUCGACUUGGUUGCACUAUCUAUUCCCUUGACCUUCGGAAUCAUGGGGAGUCUCCAUGGUCGGACUCGAUGAACUAUGAUGAUAUGAGUGCGGAUGUUGUUGGUUUCCUAGAAAAUCUUUCAAAGGAAAUCAAUUUUCGUCAAUUUCAUUUACUUGGACAUUCUAUGGGUGGAAGAGUGGCCAUGCGCAUUGCAGUUGAGGCGUCGUGGCAGCGGCUUAUCGAUCGGUUGAUAAUCGAGGAUGUCUCUCCUAAGGCAUACGAGAAAGAAUUUGCAGCUCAUGUCACCUUUCGAAAAUAUAUCCACGCCAUGGCAGCAAUGGAUCUGAGCAAAAGUCGUAGAGAAAUUCUCAAAGAACUUGAGGAUAUUGUACCUGACAUCGGUGGUGCACUACUCGACAUCUUCCUAGUCGAACUGAUGACUGAUUGUGCUGUGGGCGAACAGAAAUUAUUGAGCGAACUGCGUGUGACGGAGUUGAAGCAGGAACUGGAGAAGCGAAAUUUGGAUAAGAAUGGUAUCAAGAUCAUUCUCACUGACCGGCUUGAGAAGGCGUUGAUUGCCGAUGGACAUGAUCCAGCGACGUAUUUGUUCCGGGUGAACGAGAACAUGGCUUCACCCGGAAGUGUCAAGCCGUCAUCGCCAGCAAUUUCCCCCGCUGCUUCUAUGGAAGACUUAACAGAUGGGAGUGGGGAAAAGAAAGAGGCCACUUCUGAAAAUGGGAACGGCGUUGGAACAGGUGAGAGCCAAGAGGAACCAAUGGAAUCCGAUAAUGUGCAAGCGACGAAGGACGGGAAUGCUGAGAAUCCUAACAAUGCUGACAAUCUUGAUAAUUCGAAGGAUCUGAUUAUUGCUGAAGAACCAGCUGGAGAUCCAGUAGGACACGUUAAUGAAGAGGAAAUGCUGGAAGAUCCGCUCGUAGACGUGCCAACAGAAGGCAACACAGCACCUGCUAAAUCAGCUGUUACAGUUACAGCCCCCACAUCGACUGUUAAGACUCCAGUGCAGGCUCCUGUGAACGAUGACAAAGAGAAAGACAUCGCAUCGCGCUCGAUUUGGGUCCGCGGCCUGACGUCAGCCACGAAGGCAGCCGAUCUUAAGGUGUUAUGCACUCAGUUCGGCAAAGUGGUGCGCGCGAAAAUUUAUACUUCAAAGAAGCAAACGACGUCGGCUUGUUAUGGAUAUGUGACCAUGGCCGACAGUGCAGCUGCCGAGAAAGCGGCUGCCGCUUUGCACAAGACGCAAAUCAAAGGACGGACAAUCUCCGUGGAGAAGGCGGAUAGAUCGAAAGUGCCGGCCGUUAAGACUGCGGGAGCGACUGCAGCUCUCGCCAGGAAAGACGCCCCUAGCGACUCAGCUGCCGCUAAACGUGAAUCCGAGAAAAAGACAAACCAUGAUGCGUCGAAAUCGACUAAGACAUCUGUUGCUGCUGAGAAGUCGCAGAGUGAAUCGAAAGGAGGGAAGAAUACGUCGACAACGCAGUCGAAACGUGACGAUGCGCGUAGUGACAGAAAACGGGACGAUAAAGAUACGAGACGUUUGUCGAACAGUGAACGACGCGACAGUGGUACGCGACGCGUUUUCGCAUACACAUUCCAGAAUCGCAAGAGGCCAUUCAAACUGUCAGAUUCGAAACGGGAACCAUAUAGAAGAGCACCAGCGCGAGAUCCUCGUCGCGAUUCCCAGAGGACCAUCACUGCUGCACGUCGAUUUCCAGCAUCGACUAGAGGGGUACCAACCCGUGGCCUUCGUGGACGCAUUACCCGUCCUGGUGAUAGAGCAAAUAGCUAUUUGUCGAUUCGUCGUCCAGAAGCGAUGAGCCAACGUGAUCUCCUGACUCUUAUGCGCAGAAAGGAGGAGGAACAUCGUCGCCGUGAAGCAGAAAUCGAAAAAGAACGUGCCCUAGAGAGAGAACGUGAACGAAUACGCUUCGAGCGUGAGCAACUAGAGAAGGAACGUUUGCAGUUGCAAUUGCAAGCUGCACUGCAGCAACAAAAAAUGGCUACUAUGAAUUCUUCGCGCACGAAAAGCACAUAUUUGCCAACUUCGGGACAUGCAAGUAGCAGAGGUCGUCAUGAAUACCGUGAUAACCGUUCCAGUCGUGGUGAUAAAGUAAGUUCAACGGUGCAUCGUCGUACAUCAGGAGACACUCGGCGACCAUCAACGACUGAUGAUCGUUCUCGCUCACGUCAUGUUGGAGGUGGUGAUAGGUCCUCCUCUUCACGAAUUGAAAGAGAUCGUUCUGAUCACAAGCCAGCACCGUCAUCAACUCGGGAGCGCGGUCGCGGCCACGAAUCGUAUGGAUCUUCUCGUGGACACAGUUCUUCUCAACCUGCAGCUUAUUCAUCUAGAAAGGAAUACGAUAGAGUAUAUCCCUCGUCGAGAGAUUCUGCAUCGUACACUGGAAGAGGAGGAAGUUCUUAUUAUGGGUCAUCUGGCGCUUGGGCAUCGUCAUCGAGCGGUUAUGGAUCGUCAUCGUGGCAAGGUGGUAGUGGAUCUGCAGUAGGUCAUUCAUCGAGCGGAUCAGCAUGGGCUGGACGAGGAGGUACAGGGAGCAAUGGUUGGUCAACUUUUGGAAGUGGUGCAGGAACAUCCUCCAGUUCGAGCCUGCGCUAUGAUUAUGACAAAUACCAGCAACGAUUCUGA